This is a messenger RNA of Cicer arietinum (chickpea), 1370 nucleotides long. Its product is annotated as nuclear transcription factor Y subunit A-7. The record is from RefSeq and is a predicted model, not a curated record. Gene Ontology annotation, cellular component: CCAAT-binding factor complex. Gene Ontology annotation, biological process: regulation of DNA-templated transcription. Gene Ontology annotation, molecular function: DNA binding; DNA-binding transcription factor activity. Lineage: Eukaryota; Viridiplantae; Streptophyta; Magnoliopsida; Fabales; Fabaceae.
AUUUGUGUGAUUUGGGUGGGUGUCGUGUGGAUUGGUGGCAGCAGCUACAAGUAGAACACACAGAGACAGUGCUCUUCUCUUCUCUUCUCUUCUCUCUCACCACCAUCACUGCUCCAACCACAACAACACAUCAAUUCAAUUCUAUCAUUUUCAAAUCACAACAACAACACUUUCCCUUCACUUCCUCAAGAGCUUGUUCUGCUUCCAGAUUUGGACAGAGUGCAUGUGAAUCAGGAAACCAUGACUUCUUCUACACAUGACCCCACAGUCCUAUUCCCAAAAGAGUGCAAAAUGUAAUAUCUGAAGCCUGAAGUUAUCAAACAAAUUGUUGUCCAGAUAACGAGGCUGAUGGACAGCAGCAGUCAGAAGAAUCACAGAUGCAGCCGAUAUCGGCAAAUGGAAUCUCUCAUGCUGGUAUUGAUACUCAGAUUGUUCAGUAUGCAGCACAUCCACCGCUUGGCACUGGGCAUGCUAUGGUACCACCUGCUUAUCCAUAUCCAGAUCCCUACUACAGAAGCAUCUUUGCUCCCUAUGAUGCACAACCUUAUCCGCCACAACCCUACGGUGGACAUCCAAUGGCCAAUCUUCAGUUAAUGGGAAUUCAGCAUGCAGGUGUUCCUUUGCCGACGGAUGCAGUUGAGGAGCCUGUUUUUGUCAAUGCUAAACAGUAUCAUGGUAUUUUAAGGCGCAGGCAGUCUCGUGCUAAAGCUGAAUCAGAAAAGAAAGUUGCAAGGAAUCGAAAGCCAUACUUGCACGAGUCUCGACAUUUGCAUGCACUGAAAAGAGCAAGAGGAUGCGGAGGAAGGUUUCUGAAUUCAAAGAAAAAUGAGAAUCAACAAGACGAGGUUGCAUCAGCUGACAAUUCACAGUCCAAUAUCAAUCUCAAUUCAGAUAGAAAUGACCUUGCACCAUCAGACAAAACAUCUUGAAAAAAAUUCAAAGAAAUGAUGAUGCUGUGGACUGCAAGGAUAUAUGCAUGUCAUGAGAGAAAUCACCAACCAACAGCAACCUCAGAUAUAUGUUUGCUGAUGUUUCAUUCUGGCUUUGUACAACCCCAUGUGUAUAGGUAUAGGUUUUGUGUGGUAGGUGUAAUGUUAGGGGAGGUUGCAAGACAAAGCAAGUACAAUAUAAAAUGAAGUGAUUUAUUUUAUCAAACAAAUGUUAUCUCCUAUGUGGUCUUUUGUAGGUGAGAUGAUAGGUGAGAUUAAUUGUUAUUGUGUGACCAUUUCUUUGUACUAUGGAGAGAUUAGAGAUUAUGAGAAGUUAUGAUGGUUUGUUUGGAUCAUGUUUAUUAAAUUUAGCUUGUGAGAGACAAGAUUAAAUGUUGUAGCAAGUUUAGAAGGCUAUAUAGUGGUUUUGCUUUGGUGGCA